UAGUAACUUCUAGACGUUCGUGACCCAAAUCGAUCACAUAAAGGUCUCCUAUUUGUUUACCUCUCAUCUCCUCUUCCGUCUCCUCCGAGUUGACGCAGGUCGAUUCCACCGAGUCCGAGCGUGUUUCCACCGAUUCUUGCUCGCGGUGCGGUGGUGGAACGCUCAGCCUCCUUCCGGUGGCGUUUUGAACCAUAAAUUUCAGAAAUGAGGCACGUAAAAUACCAAACUUAUGAUCUUUUGAUUGUAAUAUUAUCCAUCCUCUGUUUGCUCGCUUUAGACAGUGUAAAAAUGGAAUCAUGGAAGAGUUCCUUGAAGCUAAUCUACAUACGUAUAUAUAGUCUCCAGGUCUCCUUUUUAGUUUUCACAUAGUAUUAUACUAUUGUUCCUUGGGGCUGUUACCAAGGAAUUAUUCUCACCUUGGGAACCACUCUCUUCUUUCCUUCACCCUUGAUUUGGUGCACUUUAUACUACAAAAGAACAAGAAUUAAAUGAUACACACACCAGGAUGCAAAUGAUGAAAACUUGAAUGCCUUUCUUUAUCUGGGCACCUCCAUUCAGAUCCCACCCUGCUAUAGAUGCAGCAGCAGCCUCUGUUUAUUAUUGGUCCUUAGUUCUAGUGCAAGGCAGUGAGGGAGCAGCUUUUUGAUAUAUAUAUAUAUAUAUAUAUAUAUAUAUAUAUAUAUUGCAAUGAGUGCAAGAGAAGAGAAAAAUAUGGACACUAUUGUUCAUUUCACGUAUCGACAUCCACUUAGCAUCUCAACAAUCCAAUGUCGAGCAAGACAUAAUGAUCGAUGUGGCAUGUGCUCGGAAAUCCUUGAUCCAAUUGCCAGAGUUUAUGCUUGUCAAGGUUGUUCAUUCUUCUUACACGAACAUUCUGCUGAAUUGCAGCUGGAUAUUUCACACCCCUUUCAUCCCCAUCGCCUUCAUCAUCACAUUGAUCCUAUUGCUAUUGGGAGAGGGUGCGACGCUUGCAGCUCUCGUGGAUCUUAUCCGUUCAAAAGCUGGUACCGAUGUGAAGAGGCUGACUGCUCCUUUAGUUUGCAUUUGAAGUGUGCUCUGUUAAAACCUUCUCAUGAUCAUCAUCGAGUAGAGGCGCUGCAGAAUUCUCACGGGCAUUCUCUACUUGUUUGCGACAGGCCAAAUGUUUUGCAUUACUCUUGCACUCGCUGUGACACUGAAUUUGGAGAUGAUGACAAGAUUUACGUUUGUCUUGAAUGCAAAUGCAUGUUAGAUGAGCCGUGUGCUGCUCAUGGGCAGGAAAUCAGGCAUCCCUUUCACUCUCAACAUACUCUCUCUCUCGUUCUCUAUUAUUUGCGUCCACCUCGUUGCUGCAGCCUCUGUGGUGGCGGUGGAAGGAAUGGUUAUUUCUUCACUUGUUCUUCAUGUGAUUUUUGCCUCGAUGUUGAUUGUGCCAACUUGGGCGAGACUACCACAAUCUGCAAAGCCGACCAAGGGCAUAUUCAAAUCCAACCUGUAACCCACCCCCAUCCCUUGAUUCAAGUGGAAGUAAUGAUCAGCAUGAAGAAUUUCAGCUCCUGCUGCUUUGCCUGCGGCCUCCGCUUUGAGGAUCUUGUUUACGCUUGCCUUUCAUGCCGAAUCCUACUCCAUAAAUCCUGUGCUGAUUUGCCUAACGAAAUCACUAGCCAUUUGCACCCGAACCACUUGCUCAAACUUGUCAAAAACUCUUUCUGGUUCCACAAGAGAUUUUCUUGUCGAGUGUGCUUACAAUCUACCGGCCACUUUUUCUACGACUGCGAAGAAUGUGACUUUGGGUUGGAUGUUAAGUGUACAAGAUCUGCAUUCCCACUUAUAAUGUCCAAAUACCACAAACACGCUCUUGCUUACAUUGACAUUCAAACGCAUAAUUUUGAGUGUGUUUUGUGUAUUUGUAUUUGCAGACAAUUUUACUUCAGGUGUUUACGCUUGGAUUGCAACUUCAGCAUCCACGAUCACUGCUAUCCAUCGCUGCCACCGACCAUCAAAGAUGAUUGCCACAUACAUCCCCUCACAUUUGCCAAUUAUCCAAUCAAGGGGGUUCCAGAUGAUCCGGAGGAAGAAGCAGAAUUGUAUUGCUAUGCCUGUGAAGAAGGACGAGCAUUCGACCGUAUCACAUAUUUGUGUUCAUCAUGCCACUUUGUUGCUCAUGUUCAUUGCGUGAUAACAGUGAUCAUAUCGUACCUGCACAAGGAGCCUAAUCACUUGGCCAUUACUAUCAUUGGAGAACAAUUGGGGUCUACAGGUGAUUCAGCUGAUGAGGAUGCAGUUCUGCAUCAACUAGACGAGGAAAUUAUGAGACUCGAAAAGGAUGUGCAAGCACUAAUGGCAAAAAUGGGAGAACUUAGAAAAAGUCGUUUUGAGCAUAUUUCAAAGCGAACUACCUCCAGAAGAAAGUUCCUGUUGGAAAAACGAGAUCAACUGUAAAUACAAGAUCAAUUGUACAAGUCUGUCUAGCAAACCUGCACUGCCAUGCGCAAUCAGUUGAGAUUGAAGUUAGAAUAGCCAUUACAUGUGAUGUGUUUCCUGAGUUUGUUGAGAUUAUGGAAGAAUUUGUGAACACAAAACCCCAAAAACAUUUACUUGAAACUCUUGAAAACGUUUUUCCUUCAUAGCUUGCUUUUAACGCCUUCUUUAAAACUUCAGAAGGCGUAGUUUUAUGUAGCUUAUGCGGAGCUGCGCCUGUUUUAGGCAGCUUUCACUUCCCUGCCUUUGUAGGGUACUUGAAGGCUUGCUUCGUGUAGUUUGCACUAUUAUGUAGUGGUAUGGACUUUUACUACACCGUUCUAUGUUGGAUUUCAGAUUUAGAGUGUUUCCUCUA
This is a messenger RNA of Coffea arabica (coffee), 2815 nucleotides long. The record is from RefSeq and is a predicted model, not a curated record. Lineage: Eukaryota; Viridiplantae; Streptophyta; Magnoliopsida; Gentianales; Rubiaceae.